This is a messenger RNA of Condylura cristata (star-nosed mole), 1736 nucleotides long. It is a transcript of the gene ZNF414, whose product is annotated as zinc finger protein 414. The record is from RefSeq and is a predicted model, not a curated record. The transcript has 7 exons. NCBI's taxonomy places the organism in Eukaryota, Metazoa, Chordata, Mammalia, Eulipotyphla, Talpidae. The coding region runs from base 302 to 1465 and encodes 387 amino acids.
CCGCGCUCGGGGCGCCUCCCAGCUCUCGCCCAGAGGCCAGGACUCCCGCCUCAACCCACGGGGACGCCUUUCGAUGGGGGCGACUGGGCACUUGCUGCUGAGGAAUGUGGAGCCUGUCCUCCUGGGGGCGCGGGAGGGGGCUCCCCAGGCUUGCGCCGGGCCCUGAGAACCCCGUCCUCUUCCCUAGGAGGACGAGCCCUCGGGGCCCGGCCCCGACACUCCGGCCUUCGCAGGGCCCAGCUCCACCGAGACGCACACGGAGGCGUCGCCGGUGGAGCCUGCCACGGCCGCGUCCUGUUCCAUGGGGGAGGAGCCAGGCCCUGACCGGUCAGCCACGCCCCCGGGGUGGGACCUCGGAGGGCCGGCCGGGACUCCGCAGGAUGCGCCCCCGGCGCUGGACAGCGGCCAGCCCGGCCCUGGGUCCAGCCUGGGCCCAGCCAGCGCGGUGUCCGGGACCAGUGAGGACCUGCGGCCGCCCAGGCGACGCCCGCCACCAGGGAAGCAAAUACCCUGCUCCAGCCCUGGCUGCUGCCUCAGUUUCCCCAGCGUUCGUGACCUGGCACAGCAUCUUCGCACCCACUGCCCACCCACGCAGUCUCUGGAAGGCAAGCUCUUCCGCUGCUCGGCGCUGAGCUGCACCGAGGUCUUCCCCAGCAUGCAGGAGCUGGUGGCGCACAGCAGGCUGCACUACAAACCCAACCGCUACUUCAAUUGUAAUGACAACUGUCACCCCAGGGAAACACCACCCCCCACAAUGGAUGUCACAGUGACGUACACCUUGGUGUCCUCAAGAUCAUCCCCACGCCAGGCCCUUGACCAUACUCCCGGGGACCCCAGGGUCCGCUGCCCACCUGGGAAGCAGGACCGCUUGUGGUGGAGCCUGAGCGACCAGAUGCAGCCCCUCAGGCCUGGGCAGCCAAGGGCACGGCUGUCCAUAGCCCAGAAAGUUCCAGGCACUUGCCCCCACGAACCUCCAUCGGCCCUUCUCGCGCACAUCUCGCCCCGGAGCCACGGGGAAGUGUCACCGGCGCGGGGCCUGGGAGGACAAGCGCUGACCCCAGUGCCAACAGCCGGCUCGGGCGCCGCAGGGCUUGGUCCAGAUGAGGCCCCUGCCGAGUUCCACCUUGGGAUGCCCAGCCGCCUCUGCCCGCCCGCUCUCGGAGGGGCCCGGCCCAUCAACACUGGCCGCCUGGCCUCUACCGGGAGGCCGGUGGACCCAGAGCACCUCCGUCUCCACAGGCAGGGGCCAGGCACCUUCCCCGCCCCCGCCCCCGCCGGGCCUUUUCUGCCCUACUUGAACCCCGCGCCCUUCGGCCUCAGCCCCCCACGCCUGCGCCCCUUCUUGGCGGCGGCGCCCGGGCCACCCGCCUCCAGCGCUGCCAUCUGGAAAAAGAGCCAAGGUGCUGGCGGCAGCCCCCGAAGACCCCAGGGCGGCUCCGACGCGCCCUCAGGUGCGUGCAGGUGAUCACCAGGGAGGGGUGGAGGGGCUUGCUUUCCGUCGGCCCCGGGGGUGCCCUCUCCAGGCGGUCGGAAAUGCCACCCCCGAAAUACAGGAUUUUGCCUUUAAAGUGACUGGCCCCUGCGCCUUUAUCUGCGCCGGCGUUUCCGAGUCCUUUGCGGGUCCAGGACGGGAGUGGGGCGUGCGAACCCCACGUUCGGAGCAGGCGCCCGAGGCCGCAUCCAGCCUGGGCCGGCGCAGCCCACCCUGCCCAGGAGCUGACGGGGCGGCGGGGAAA